GCGGACCUCAGGUGCGCGCCUCUGCGUCCCCUUGGCACGGUUCCCGGGAGAUCGAGAGAGAAUCCUCGCUGCCCCGUGGCGGAAAAUAGUAACUGUCAAAGGCAGCUCUUUUAACGAGAGAGCUAUCACUCCGGCUCCGAGAGUUAUGGCGACCGCAGCGUCCAACCACUACAGCGUCCUGACUACCCCCAGCAGCGCGCCGCCGCCGCACUCGGAGUCCGGGAGCAUGCAGCAGGCAACGGCGUACAGGGACGCGCACACCCUGCUACAGAACGACUACACGCUACCUGGCAGCGGUCAUCCGCUCAGCCACGCGCACCAGUGGAUCACGGCUCUGUCGCACGGGGACGGGGCUCCGUGGCCAUCGAGUCCCCUCGGAGACCAGGACGUGAAACCCAUUCUGCAAAGCGACCGGGAGGAGCUGCAGAAUUCCGCUAGUCUGCAGCAACAGCAGCGACACCCUCACUUAGCGCACCAAACACACCACGACGCCAGGGCAUGGCGAACAAGCACGGCCACCACUCACAUCCCAGGUAUGGCAACGUCUGACGGCCAGAGCCUGGUGUACUCCCAGUCUGGUUUCGGCCUGGGGGGACCAGAGCAGAUGCACCACCACUCCCUGCGGGAUGAAGACCACCACAGCCACAGCCCACAUCUAAGCGAGCAUGGAGGCGGGGGGCAGUCGUCCCUCUCACACCACCAGCACGGAGGACACCCUGACCACUCGGAUGAGGACACACCGACCUCGGACGACUUGGAGCAGUUUGCCAAGCAGUUUAAGCAACGGCGCAUCAAACUGGGCUUUACCCAAGCUGACGUGGGGCUGGCGCUAGGGACCCUCUAUGGAAACGUUUUUUCCCAGACCACUAUCUGCAGGUUCGAGGCACUUCAACUAAGCUUCAAAAACAUGUGUAAACUCAAACCACUGCUUAACAAGUGGCUGGAGGAGGCGGAUUCCACCUCGGGGAGCCCUACAAGCCUGGAUAAGAUCGCGGCGCAGGGGAGAAAGAGGAAAAAGAGGACCUCCAUCGAGGUGGGUGUCAAGGGGGCUUUGGAGAGCCAUUUUCUUAAAAGUCCAAAACCUGGCGCCACGGAGAUCACCUCCAUAGCAGAUAGCUUACAGCUAGAGAAGGAGGUGGUGAGGGUUUGGUUUUGUAACAGGCGGCAGAAGGAGAAGAGGAUGACGCCCAUCGGAGGACAGUUACCGGGAACCGAGGACAUGUAUGGGGACACACCACCUCACCACGGCGCACAAACCCCGGUGCAAUGACCAGAAAAUCCGUUAUAACCACUCUGACAACUAAAGGAAUGUCCCCCUAUAUGUUUCUCUGUGCCGGAAUAAAUAGCAUUGGAACACAGCCAGUGCAAAUUUUUGGACCUAUGGAACACAGUGGGAAUACCGAGUGUUGGAACCCAAGCACUAGCCUACAUCCCAGACACAGGAAUAGCUAUGGAGUUUUCAUGCAGUGGAGAUGCUAGGCGCAAUAUAGGCUACAUGGAUCGUGGUUGGUUUUUGUACUAACCAAAAAUAGGCUCAAUAUUAUUGACAUCAAAUCGAUUUUAUGGUCAAAGUACCAAUAUAUCGAAGCGUGUGUGUUAAAAAAAAAGACGGUAGGCCCAUAGGCUGUGUGCACGAGCUACCCGCGGGAAGCAUAAAAGUCGCAGUCGACUGUCGCUAAAUAAACGCCAUCUUUCCGUCAUAACAAAAGCAACAGGGGUUUAACAUGGUCGAGGCUCAGUACACCUGCUGCACCUACAAGCCAGUGCCAUCACCAGCAUUUAUUAUUAUUGCUAGGUCUAUUAACCCCAUUGUUAUUGUUAUAAUGAAGGUAUUAUUAUAAUGGCCUUCUGUUGUUGUUGUUAAUAUUAUUAUUAUUAUGAUAUUUCUACAACAGAACUUUGGUUUAGGUUAUAUUGUUUAUUUUCAGGGUCAUAAGACAUGGGAUUAUAUUGAAAUGGGUUUUGUCAGUUAUAUAUGCGGUCAGAUUGUAUCCAAAUAAUCUAUUAUACUAUCGCCCCCACACUAAUCUAAAUAAAAUGUAUGUAUGCCUAUAUUCAUUUCUCAAAUAGCAUAUAUUAUUACUAAAUAACAGUGGUGAUUAUGAUAAUAAUAAUAAUAACAACAACAAUAAUAAUAAUAAUACAGUAAUAAUAAUUGUGGCCUGUGUAGGCUUUGCCUUUAUGAGGCACACACCGUGGGGUCAAAAGAACCAUGAAAAAUGUAUUCAUUUUCUUUUGACACUUUGUCAUGCCCAUCAUCAUGUGAAUCUACAUGUGACUGAUCUGCGCGCCUUUCUACAGUAUGUGUUGUAUUUGUAUAUUUAUUUCCAGUAACUAUGUGUUUCCAAAAUACUGUGACCAGAAAGACCGAGACUGUAAGAAUCAUACCAUAUCACUGAAGCCUGCCCUUUGCCUUGUUUCGUAAGAAGAAAAUAACGGAAUCUGUACCAGCUCUGUCUACAAUGGCUCGAAUUAAUCUAUACAAUGAUUAAUUACUAAGAAGAAUUGUUCGUGGGAUGUAACUUUAUUUGUUUUUGUAUGGCUUUGUAUAUUUGUUUGUUUGUUGAAUUUCCUCUUGUCAUACUAGUGCCAAAGCACAAACACGUGCACGUGCUCUUGUGCCACUCAACUCGUGAUAUAUCUGACAGCAUGCAGUGUUGGGGUCAACUCUGGCAAUUAUUGGACUAAAUUCAAAACCACGGAGUCAACAUGUUUUUUUUUUUGUAAUUUCAAGAAUUUGAUUUGGUUAUGAAGGUCAGGAAUAUGCAUAUUCAGAAUUGAAAUUAAACUGAAUGCAAUUAAUGUAAAAUUCUUCACAUAGGCCUAGCUACUUAAGAGAAAUAGCAUUGGUAUGACAAAUCUUUGUAAAUCAAAUUGGUUUGAAUAGAAUUAUAUAUUUUUGUUAUUUACUUCAAUGUAUCGUCCUAACAAAAUAUAAAAAUAAGGAUAUUGUUUAGGCAAGGAAAUGUAAUGAUAUUACGUUAGAAAUAGCGUUUUGCAACCACGAAUCGAUUUUUUGAUUAUUGAUUGGAAAUUCUUUCUACACACCUGGCCCAAUGGCACUAAACUGAGACAAUUUCACUCAACAUUACAAACCAAAAUAUAUAUGUUUCAGGCUGUUUAUUGACACGUGGAUCCUCUUCCGCUGAUGCAUAAAAAGCAAUCCUAAUUUAAAAUGCGUUAUUGGAAAAUGCAAAUUGCAUAUACAUAGACAUUCAAUACCUUUAACACUUGAUGGUAAUCAAUUACAUGACUUGUAUUUCCUGUCAAUCACUUUAAAUUGUAAAUAUUUGUUUCGUUACAAUUCUAAUUCAGACUUCAAAGAUUGGACUUGAUUUUAGUUUAUACGCAUUCUGAAUUGACCCCAAACCUGUGAUUCUGAACUGAAGGGGAAAAGAAAACAAAAAUUGCACAAUUUCUAUAUUAUGCUUUUUUGUCAUUAAAAUGUAUUUGUUUUUAUAAUCCUUUUGUAUUCUUCUCAUAGCCAAAAUGUCUUAGCUUAACGAAUGGAUCCGGCCUGCAAAGCACUACGCUGUCGCUACCACAAAUAGCCUAUAACCCUGCUUUAUAUAUUUAUGGUCGCUACAAUCCUCAGCGCGCGUACAUGCAUUGUAAUUAUGAAUUGUAUCAAUCUGCUUCGGUUACGCGGAAUGUCCUUCAGCGGUUUCUGAUAACGGUUUAUCAACGCUGAUUUGCAGAUAUUUUCUUAAGGAAAGAAAUCGUGUCGUUAAAAGUAGCCUGUGAAAUAAUAUUUAUACUAACAAUAAUAUUGUUAUUUGACGUAAUUUGUGUGUCUAUAAUUGAUAUCCAUGCUGUGUAUACAUUUAAAACAAUUGUGAACGUCAUAACCAUUCAACAGUUACAUUUGGUUUUAGACUUUAUGUAAAAUAGACGAUUAGCUAAUUUUAAGAAGACGCAAAUUCAUGAAAUGCAUAAACAUUGCAUUGUAUAAAAUUACAAAUAAAAUAUGCUGUAAUUACAGAAUUUUAUGCGAUCUUGCGAACCUGUGACCUGGAGUCCAAACACCGUUCCGAGCUAUGCUUGACUAAACUAGCGGUCGUGUUUCGACUAAAUAUUGCCCUAGUCACUCUAUGUUAUACAGGGUUAGAUACUAUAUUCUGUAAAUAAGUUGUAUAAAAUAAUUUAAUUGGAUACAAAUUCGACAUAACACAAACAUAAAAUCGUUAUAGAAUCUUUCCAUUGGCAAUUCCUUUAGUACGUUUCUCUUUAUUAUGGCCUAAUUUACUGGGGCCGUCGGUGGUAUUCCCCAGUAAAUAUUUUGGGCCUGUACAUUAAAGGUCAUUUUACUUUUUAAUACUGCCAAUGGCCAUCGUGUGCACAUUAUUUCCGAUUAUGUUAUGGGGUGAUGUAGGCUUAUUAGUAGUAAUAAUGGAGUAUUUAACGUCAAAAACAAUCUGAUUUGUUUACAAUAUUUUACAUACACGCUUCAUUGUGUCAUGUAUUUCACAAUCUAUGGUCUUGCUUGCUCAGAAACCCCCCAAAACAAAACUGUUGUGCUACCCGGUCAACAUCGGUAACAGUCUCACAGUGCCAUCUCGUGGACAUUCUGUGUACAGCUGUAGGUUGAGUUCGGUUGUUCGUCCUAUUUGCUGCUGUUUUUGGAACUAAGCACAUACCUUUCUGUAAAAGAUGAUCUCAUCUUCUGGCUUUCGCAAUUUUUUAUAUC
This is a messenger RNA of Esox lucius (northern pike), 4687 nucleotides long. It is a transcript of the gene pou3f2a, whose product is annotated as POU class 3 homeobox 2a. The record is from RefSeq and is a predicted model, not a curated record. The transcript has a single exon. NCBI's taxonomy places the organism in Eukaryota, Metazoa, Chordata, Actinopteri, Esociformes, Esocidae. Gene Ontology annotation, cellular component: nucleus. Gene Ontology annotation, biological process: brain development; regulation of transcription by RNA polymerase II. Bases 146 to 1270 code for a protein of 374 amino acids. Gene Ontology annotation, molecular function: RNA polymerase II cis-regulatory region sequence-specific DNA binding; DNA-binding transcription factor activity, RNA polymerase II-specific.